Molecule: messenger RNA, 342 nt
Organism: Thlaspi arvense
Lineage: Eukaryota; Viridiplantae; Streptophyta; Magnoliopsida; Brassicales; Brassicaceae
Source: the annotation of a GenBank genome assembly
AUGAAGGUUAUCGCUGCUUUUCUCCUCGCGAAGCUCGGCGGAAACGAGAACCCAGCCAAAGCUGAUUUGAAGAACAUCUUCGAGUCCGUUGGUGCUGAAUUCGACGAGGAGAAGACAGAUCUGCUGUUUUCUCUGGUGAAGGAUCACGAUGUCACCGAGCUGAUCGCUGCUGGGAGGGAGAAGAUGGCGGCACUCUCAUCUGGUGGUCCAGCUGUAGCCAUGGUGGCCGGAUCUGGAGGCGACGCUCCUUCCGCGGCUGCACCAGCUGCUGAGACGAAGAAGGUCGAGGAAGAGAAGGAAGAAUCCGACGAUGGUGAAGGCAUGAUGAGUCUCUUCGAUUGA